UGGCUUUCUCCGAGGUUCAACAUACCGUCGUUUCAUCCAAAAAGCCACUCCUCCGAGUGUGACGGACGGCCAUUGUCGCGAGGGAGAAGAAAGAACUAAUCAUCGUUAAGAUCUCAAGAUAUUGAUUGAUCGGUGUCAACGAAGUCUCUGGAGAUUGUAUUAUAUUAAUAUCAUCAUGGACACUGAUACCACUACUACUACUGAGCAAAGUAACAGAGAGUUACCACCUCCUCCUCGCCUUCAUCUGAGGCCAGUAAGGCCAAUGGAAUCCGGUGUUGGCUUACCCUACGCACCUGAGAACUGGCCUAACCCUGGAGACACGUGGCGCUGGAAAGCAGGACCUAGAAUCACCGGCAAAGGCACCUUUUUGGACCGCUACUUAUACCCUCCCAAGCACCUCCCCGGUUUAUCCAACACUGAGACCAUGCGUAAAGGCACCGCCUUUAGGAGCAGGCUCUCUCUCCAACGCUACAUUCGUCUUGCCUUCCCUGACGCAGAUGUCCGCAAGUUCUUUGCUUCUUUCAGCUGGGCUAUACCUAGCACCACAGAUGGCAUAAGUGUGAAGCGCUCUGUAUUGCCAGUGUAUAAUAAUAGCUCAGAUGGUGAAGAUCCAAUGCAGGCUGCUGACGUUCUGGUUUGUAAGGCUGGUAAUGACAAAUGCUGCAGCCUGACGAUGCCACCACAGAGUGAAACAGAAGAAGAAGCGAUGAUGACUUGUGACAUUUGCUGUGGUGAACCUAGUUUCUGCGUUGACUGCUCUUGCAUCCUCUGCUGCAAAUCGAUAAGCGGAGAGCAUGAAGGUUACAGCUACGUCAGAUGCGAAGCUGUGGUUUCCGAGGGUCUUGUGUGCGGACAUGUUGCUCAUAUCAGCUGUGCUCUUCGAGCUUACAUGGCUGGAACGGUUGGAGGGAGUAUCGGGUUGGAUGCUGAGUACUACUGCAGGAGAUGCGACGAUAGAAAGGACUUGGUUCCGCAUGUUAACAGGUUCCUGGAGAUAUGUAAGACUGUGGAGUACCAAGGCGAUGUGGAGAAGAUCCUUAAUCUCGGUAUUUGUGUCCUGCGUGGCUCGCAGAGAGUCAGUGCUAAGGAGCUGCUCAACUGUAUCGAAUCAACGGUCAUCAAGCUUAAAUGUGGCACGAGCUUGGAAGAUCUUUGGAAUGAUGAUACACCUACUAUAUGGUCAGAUUUCUCUGACAGUGGAGACGGUAAAGACAAUGAUGCAUUGCAAAAUCUACAAGACGUGACACCGAUCGAGCCAAUACCAUUCAAUCACGAGGCAGAGAUGCACAAACUGGAGGAAGAGAUCCGUGAGGUGCUAAAAGCGCUGAGGGAAGCUCAGGAAUCCGAGUAUCAAAUCGCUGAAGUCAGACUUCAUGCUCAGAAAGAAUGUCUCGGUGAUCUGUAUAGGCAACUUGAGGAGGAGAAGUCAGAGCUGUCGAGGCGUGUGUCAUGUACAGAUGCAGAUAGCUUGAUGACUAAUGUGUUGAAAAGAUUGGAUCAGAUAAGGAAAGAAGUGACAAAGCUUAAGGAAAUGGAAGAAGUGGCUAAAGGAUUUGGGAGGACUCCUAGAGGAAUCCUUGAAGAGUACUUUCAUCUAACAAUCGAGGAGUAGAGAGCAUAGCAACAAUUAUAAAUUGUACAUUGUCUGCUAAGUUCCUUUGAAUACUUCAUCUGUGUACCCAAGUUUUGCUUCACCAGUAUACAUAAUCAUCUUGCUCUA
Molecule: messenger RNA, 1720 nt
Organism: Raphanus sativus (radish)
Lineage: Eukaryota; Viridiplantae; Streptophyta; Magnoliopsida; Brassicales; Brassicaceae
Product: protein OBERON 2
Exons: 5
Coding region: 176-1612 (478 amino acids)
Source: RefSeq, a predicted model, not a curated record